Selaginella moellendorffii is the source of this 1563-nucleotide messenger RNA. Its product is annotated as ribulose bisphosphate carboxylase/oxygenase activase 2, chloroplastic. The coding region runs from base 99 to 1421 and encodes 440 amino acids. NCBI's taxonomy places the organism in Eukaryota, Viridiplantae, Streptophyta, Lycopodiopsida, Selaginellales, Selaginellaceae. The transcript has 6 exons. Gene Ontology annotation, cellular component: thylakoid; chloroplast stroma. Gene Ontology annotation, molecular function: ATP hydrolysis activity; ATP binding. The record is from RefSeq and is a predicted model, not a curated record.
GAACCACGCGAUUGUGUUUUUAUCUUGUGUCUAGAAGAAGCGCCACUCCCCCUCUCGCAAUACCUAGCUCUCCCAGCGCUCUCCCUCGCUCGCUCGCAAUGGCGUCGUCUCUCCAGGCGGUCCCCGUUGCUCAGGCUGUGAGCUUACCAGCGCAGAAAUCCUCAUCCAAGGUGGCCUGUCUCAAUUCCCAGUUUCUCGGCCUCAACCUGAAAAGGAAGAAUGCGUUCCAAGCAUCGCUCUCGCAUGCUAUGGGACAUAGCCGGGUGGUUUGCGAGUCUUCGAGCACAGAGGACGAAACAAAGCAGUCGGCGAAAGAUAGAUGGGGGGGCUUGGCGACCGAUAUCUCGGACGACCAGCAGGACAUUACUCGUGGCAAGGGAAUGGUGGACACUCUCUACCAAGGAGCCAUGGGAAUGGGAACCCAGACUGCUAUCAUGAGUAGCUACGAGUACAUCAGCACGGCCCAGCGCAACUUUGCUUUUGACAACACCAAGGACGGCUUUUACAUCGCACCCGCGUUCAUGGAGAAGCUGAUGAUCCAUAUUGCCAAGAACUUCAUGUCACUUCCAAACAUCAAGGUGCCACUCAUUCUUGGAAUCUGGGGAGGCAAAGGUCAGGGGAAGUCAUUCCAGUGCGAGCUCGUAUUUUCCAAGCUUGGUGUCAACCCGAUUAUGAUGAGUGCUGGAGAACUCGAGAGUGGAAAUGCAGGAGAGCCUGCUAAACUCAUCCGGCAGAGAUACCGCGAGGCUGCGGAUAUCAUCAAGAAGAAAGGAAAGAUGUGCUGCCUCUUCAUCAACGAUCUGGAUGCCGGUGCUGGACGAAUGGGUGGCACCACCCAGUACACCGUCAACAACCAGAUGGUGAACGCAACGCUCAUGAACAUCGCUGACAAUCCGACCAACGUCCAGCUCCCUGGAAUCUACAACAAGGAGGAGAUCCCCCGAGUUCCAAUCAUCGUCACAGGAAACGACUUCUCCACGCUCUACGCGCCGCUCAUCCGAGAUGGUCGUAUGGAGAAGUACUACUGGGCGCCAACCCGCGAGGACAGGAUAGGAGUUUGCAAGGGGAUCUUCCGCACGGAUGGGAUCGCCGAGGACGACAUGGUGAAGCUUGUGGAUGCAUUCCCAGGCCAAUCCAUCGAUUUCUUCGGUGCUCUAAGAGCAAGAGUGUACGAUGACGAGGUCCGGAAGUGGAUCGAAUCCACCGGCGUGGAGAACAUUGGAUCCAAGCUCGUCAACUCAAGGGACGGGCCACCAACGUUUGCCAAGCCGGCCAUGACCAUCAACAAGCUCAUGUCGUACGGAUACAUGCUCGUCAAGGAGCAAGAGAACGUCAAGAGGGUCCAACUCGCCGAGAAGUACAUGUCCGAGGCCGCCUUGGGCGAUGCCAACGAAGACGCCAUCAAGCAAGGCACCUUUUAAGCUUACUCCAAGCUCUCUCUCGCUCGGUGAUCGCAAGAGGUAUUGUAACGCUCCACUCUUUUAUUUCACGCCAAGUCUCUCGAGACUAUAUCUUCUUCUUCUUCCACAACAAAUAUGAAUAUAUACAUGCCCUUUCGAAAAA